Anas platyrhynchos (mallard) is the source of this 2269-nucleotide messenger RNA. The record is from RefSeq and is a predicted model, not a curated record. Lineage: Eukaryota; Metazoa; Chordata; Aves; Anseriformes; Anatidae.
AUGGCGGCCAGGCCGGGCCUAGGCCUGGGCCUGGUGUUAGGGUUGGGUUUGGGGUUGGGGUCGCUGCUGGCGGCCGCCACCGAGCCCCGUGUCUACCUGGGCAGCUGGGCCGUGAGGGUGGCAGCCGGGCACCAGGAGGCUGCCAGGCUGGCUCGCCGCCAUGGGCUGCUCUGCCUCGGCCAGGUGCUGGAGGGAGAGCCCUACUACCACUUCAGGCACCGCGGCACCAGGCAGAAGUCCUUAAGCAGGCACUGGGGCUGGAACCUGCGCCUGAGCAGGGAGCCGAAGGUUCUCUGGUUUGAGCAGCAAACAGCGAAGAGGCGCGCGAAGAGAAGCGGCAGCGUGGUGCCGACGGACCCCUGGUUCCCCAAGCAGUGGUACAUGAAUAAUGACAUCAACCCCGAUCUGAACGUCCUGGCUGCCUGGAGCAAGGGCUACACCGGGCUGGGGGUUGUGCUGUCCAUCCUGGACGAUGGCAUCGAGAAGGAUCAUCCCGACCUGUCCGCCAACUACGAUCCCCUCGCGAGUUACGACUUCAACAGCAAUGACCCCGACCCCCAGCCCAGGUACAACGCCUGGGACGAGAACCGGUGAGUUUCCUCCUCAGGCUGCACUGGGACGCGCUGCGCAGGAGAGGUGGCGGCGGUGGCCAACAACCAGAUCUGCGGCGCGGGCAUUGCGUACAACGCGAAAAUUGGAGGCGUGCGGAUGCUGGACGGUCCCAUCAUGGACAUCGUGGAGGCUCAGUCCCUCGGCCUGCGCCCGCAGCACAUCCACAUCUACAGCGCCAGCUGGGGUCCCACAGACGAUGGGAGGACCGUGGACGGGCCGGGCGUGCUGGCUGCGGAAGCCUUUUACAGAGGGGUGACAAAAGGGCGCGGGGGCCUUGGCUCCAUCUUCAUCUGGGCCUCGGGCAACGGCGGCACCAACUACGACAACUGCAACUGCGACGGGUACGCCAACAGCAUCUACACCCUGGCGGUGGGCAGCGUCUUGGCCAGCGGCCAGCGGCCCUGGUACAGCGAAGCCUGCUCCUCCACCCUCACCACCACCUACAGCAGCAGCACCAGGAGCGAGCUGCAGAUUGUGACCACCGACCUGCGCCACCGCUGCACCGCCAAGCACGCGGGCACCUCCGCCUCGGCCCCGCUGGCUGCAGGAAUGGUCGCCCUCGCUCUGGAGGCCAACCCGGCGCUGAGCUGGCGGGACGUGCAGCACCUGGUGGUCAGAGCCUCCAAACCUGCCCACCUGCAGGCAGAAGACUGGGCUGUGAAUGGGGUCGGACGCAAGGUGAGCCACCACUACGGCUACGGGCUGCUGGAUGCGGGGCUGCUGGUGGAGCUGGCCAAGGCGUGGGCAGGGACUCGGCCCCAGCGGAGGUGCUCGCUCAGAGCUCUUCGUGCCCCCCGGAACAUCGGCUCCAAGCUCACCGUCUCCGUGGACGCCUCCUCCUGCUCGGGGAGGACCAAGCGCAUCCGCUCGCUGGAGCACGUCCAGGUCCAGCUCUCCCUGAGCUACAGCCGCAGGGGGGACCUGGUGCUCGCCCUGAGCAGCCCCAUGGGGACCACGUCCACGCUGGUGACCGUGCGCCCGUACGACACCAGCCAGCAGGGCUACAAGGACUGGACCUUCAUGUCCACGCACUUCUGGGAUGAGGACCCCAACGGGACCUGGACGCUGCUGCUGGAGAACAAGGGCGAUGCCUACAACACAGGCGUGCUGAGCAGCUUCACCCUGCACCUACACGGCACAGACGAGGACAUGACAGCCAGGCGCUUCGCAGCCCCCCCCACGGACGAGUGCCUCAAGCGGGACGCGCAGGGGGCGUGCGAGGAGUGCAGCAGCUCCCUCUACGCCUACCAACAUCGGUGCCUGCCCUACUGCCCCCCACGCUCCUACAGCCAGACCCGGGGAGCCCCCUCCUCAAGUGCAUCCCGGGUGUGCUCCAGCUGCCACCCCUCCUGCUACACGUGCCGGGGCGCCUCGGCCAACGACUGCACCGCGUGCCCCCCUGCCCGCGUCUUCCAUGAGCUCUCCCACUCCUGCCCCCCUCUGCUGGGCUUCUCCCCGGAGGAUGGGCAGCACGGGGACCUCCUCCCAGUCCUCCUGGUCUGUGGGGUUCUGAUCCUCUCGGCCAUCCUCUGCGCCACGUACCGCAAGGUCGUGCAGGGUGGCUGGCCCUACAGGUAGCACCUGCUGGCCCCAGGCUGCAGGGACAGAAGGACACCAGCCCGGGAUGGAGCUGUCCUCGCUCCCCUUCCGAAUAAAU